Messenger RNA from Symbiodinium sp. CCMP2456, 678 nucleotides. The record is from the annotation of a GenBank genome assembly. NCBI's taxonomy places the organism in Eukaryota, Dinophyceae, Suessiales, Symbiodiniaceae.
AUGCUCGCGAAGAUUUUGUCGCAGCAUCAUGGUUUCGAUUGCACGGUGUUGUUUUCGAUCAAUCCGGAAGAUGGCACGAUCGAUCCCAACAACCAAAAGAACAUUCCUGGUAUCGAAAAGCUAAACGAUGCCGACUUGUGCAUCAUCAUGACUCGCUUCCGCAAUCUGCCGGAUGCCGACAUGAAGGUGCUGGACGACUACUUGAAAGCAGGCAAGCCGAUCAUUGGUAUUCGUACGGCGACGCACGCGUUCAACAUUCCGAAGGACGCGAAGUACCACAGUUACAGCUUCAACAGCCAAGGGGGUUUCGGUAAGCAGGUGCUCGGCGAAACUUGGGUGAAUCACCAUGGCAAGCAUAAGGGAGAAAGCACCCGCGGCGUGAAUAAUGAAGAAGCGAAGGAUAACCCGAUUCUUCGUGGCGUGGACGACGUGUGGGGGCCGACCGAUGUGUACGGCGUUCGCAACUUGCCGGAAGACGCGACCGUGCUGCUGUAUGGUUCGGUCCUGGAAGGGAUGAAGCCGGAAGACAAGCCGGUCGCCGGCAAGAAGAACGAUCCGAUGAUGCCAAUCGUCUGGACGAUGCCGUACCAGUUGGAAGGUGGCAAGCAAGGGACGUCGGUCUGCAGCACGUUUGGUAGCGCGAUCGACUACGUGAACGAAGAUGGUCGCCGCAUCGUG